AUUAAAAAUCAAAAAAAAUAAUUUCCAUCAGAAAAAAUAAUUUUAGUUCAAAAAAAUAUUGCAAAAAUAGGUGAAAAGAACCCGGCCUAACUUCUUACCCCAUUGUUUAGAUUUAUCCAAAUAAAAAAGACAUUUCAAGUACUCCUAAUUUUGACACUCCAAUCUCUUGCUUAUCCCCUCCUAAAACCUCUCAAACUCUCACCAUGACUACCACCUUCCUCCUUCUCCCCACCAAAUUCCUCCCUCCAAAACCUCCAUUCCUCCCACUCUCCACUCUCUCUCUUCCCCCCACCACCACUUUCUCUCUCCUCUCCUCAAAACCCCUCUUCACCCCUCUCAAACUCCGAGACUUUCGGGUUUUCUCCGAUGACGGGGACGCCGAUGGCGGAGGAGAUGACUAUGAAAUGGACGAUGAGGAGGUGGAGGAAGUCGAUAACAAGAAGGAUUUCGAUGUCGAAUACGAACCACUUGGGAUUGUUUCUUCUGUUGGGAUGAAUGAUGAUGAGGUUAUUCAGGUUGUUCAGAGUAAGAAUUUUGUGAAUACUCAAGAAAGGGAUUCUGUUUUGGUGGUUGAUUAUCGGAUUAAUGAAGAGGAGUUUCAUAAGAUUUGUUUGUUUGAUUGUGAUUUCUUUAUUCGGAAACCCCCUGAUCCUGAUAAUGAUGUCUAUGAUUUUAGAGAGAUGUAUGUAACACCACCAGAUACAGAUGUUUACUCAAUUCCCAAAGUUCUGGCUCCCAUGCCUGAUAAGUAUAUUCGAUGUGCAAAGAGUGAUUAUGGAUGCUACAAUGUGACUGAACCACCAAUUGAUGCCCCUCGAGAUCCAAUGUAUAAAUCUGAGCGAGAAGUCUCUAAGGUUUUCCUGACAAAGCAUUAUAGAAAUAGGAGAUUAAACGACCCAGAAUUUUUUUUAGAUUUCGAGGAGAUAUAUGUUAUUGAUUCGAGAACAAAGUCUAUUACACGUGCAAAAGUUUUGGUCACAGUGCCAGAAGGGAGAAAGAGGGACAGAAAGGAUGACUUGCUUGUGAUCCGUGAUAACGGGAACUCAUUCAAGAUAAUUCCUGCGAAUCAAAGAGAUGAUCCAACCACUGUCAUAGAACGGGAAGAGUGGACAAAAUCUAGGCAAGACAUGGAGAAACAUUUAAGGAAGCUACGUGAUUUCAGCAUAUCGAAUUGGAUCUAGAACCACUUCCAUUAACAAGGCAGGCAUGAUUUGUAACUCUCCUGAGUAAUCACUAAUGUACAUUACGGAGCACUUAUUGUUUAUGAUAGAAAUUUAUUAAAUAGUCAAGUUGUCAUGUAGUAGUAGAACUACCAAAUUAGAACUACCAAAUUAGCCAACAAGUCCCAGAAAAUGAAUGUGUUUAUAGAGUAACUUCACAUUUAGGCCAAGAUUUUUAUCAAUUAAAUUCGAAUGGACACUUCCACAAUAUUUUUUAA
Chenopodium quinoa (quinoa) is the source of this 1438-nucleotide messenger RNA. RefSeq lists its product as uncharacterized. Bases 204 to 1181 code for a protein of 325 amino acids. Lineage: Eukaryota; Viridiplantae; Streptophyta; Magnoliopsida; Caryophyllales; Amaranthaceae. The record is from RefSeq and is a predicted model, not a curated record. Gene Ontology annotation, cellular component: plastid-encoded plastid RNA polymerase complex. The transcript has 6 exons.